Molecule: messenger RNA, 2210 nt
Organism: Camelus dromedarius (Arabian camel)
Lineage: Eukaryota; Metazoa; Chordata; Mammalia; Artiodactyla; Camelidae
Gene: SLC75A1
Product: major facilitator superfamily domain containing 10
Exons: 13
Coding region: 594-1964 (456 amino acids)
Biological process (GO): transmembrane transport
Cellular component (GO): brush border membrane
Molecular function (GO): transmembrane transporter activity
Source: RefSeq, a predicted model, not a curated record
AGCGGUGUCGGGGCGGGGCGUGCGGUCCAGGGUGGGCGGGGGUCGUGCUCUCCGGAGCGCGGGGCCGCCCCCUGCGCCCGCCCAGGUCCCGCCCCGCGCGCGGGCCUCAGUUUCCCAGGCCGUUCCGCACCGGGACGUGGGCGGCGGCGGGGAGGUGCCUGGGGCUGGGAUGCUGCGCCCCGGUCCCGGGACGGUUGGCUUCUGGAGCUGCGGUUUCUUUGCACAACCUUCGCAGGCUGCGUUAUUUGCUGCCCAGAGUCGGGGGCAGGGCGCACAGAAGUACUGCAGUGUUGGGUAACCGGCUCCCCCGGCAGAUGCGGUCACUUGAGGCCAGGAGGGGCCCACAGUGGGCCAGCGAGCCCAGGCAGUACCAGUGGGACCCUGCCCUGUUCUGGAGCAUGCAAAGACCCCUUGUGUUCCCCGUGUCCCCUUGGCAGGAGCAGCUCUGAUACAGCCUGGCUUAGCCACAGGAGCCACCGCUUUAGGUGCGCGCUGGCUGUAAGCCAGUCGGGGGAAGGGUGGAGACGGCGACAGUGUGCCCUCGUGCAGUCCCGCCACACGCUCAGCCAGGCCGGAUCGGAGCAAUCCCCAUCAUGGGCUGGGGAGCCGGAGGCAGCUGCACCCCGCGCCCACCCAUCCGCCAGCAGCCGGAAUCCGAAACCCGCGUGGUCACCGUAGUCUUCCUCGGCCUUCUGCUGGACCUCCUGGCCUUCACUCUGCUGCUGCCCCUGCUGCCCGGGCUGCUGGAGAGCCAUGGCCGGUCCCACGAUCCCCUCUAUGGCUCAUGGCAGCGAGGAGUGGACUGGUUUGCUGCAGCCAUCGGGAUGCCCGCAGAGAAGAGAUACAACAGCGUCCUGUUUGGAGGUCUGAUUGGCUCAGUUUUCUCCGUCCUGCAGUUCCUCUCCGCACCACUCUCGGGGGCCGUAUCUGACUGCCUAGGGAGGCGCCCGGUGAUGCUGCUGUCUCUGGCAGGUCUGGCCACCUCGUAUGCUGUGUGGGCUGCCUCGAAGAGCUUUGCAGCCUUCCUGGCCUCCAGGGUGAUCGGGGGCAUCAGCAAGGGGAACGUCAGCCUUUCUACUGCCAUUGUCGCCGACCUGGGCUCACCUGCCGCCCGUAGCCGGGGCAUGGCAGUCAUCGGGGUGGCCUUCUCUCUGGGCUUCACGCUGGGCCCUAUGCUUGGCGCCUCCCUGCCCUUGGAGUCGGCACCUUGGUUGGCCCUGCUCUUCGCGAUCUCUGACCUGCUGUUCAUCUUCUGCUUCUUGCCGGAGACUCUGCCCUUGGAGAAGCGGGCGCCCUCCGUCACCCUGGGGUUCCGAGCUGCUGCUGACCUGCUCAGCCCCCUGGCCCUGCUCCGCUUCUCUGCUGUGGCUCAUGGCGCAGACCCGCCCACUGGAGUCAGGCUGGGCAGCCUGCGCCGCCUGGGCCUGGUCUACUUCCUCUACCUCUUCCUGUUCUCGGGCCUGGAGUACACGCUGAGCUUCCUCGUGCACCAGCGCUUCCAGUUCAGCAGCCUACAGCAGGGAAAGAUGUUUUUCUUCAUCGGCCUCACCAUGGCCACCAUCCAGAGCACCUACGCCCGACGGAUCAGCCCUGGCAGGGAAGUUGCAGCUGUGAAGCGGGCCAUCCUGCUGCUCCUCCCCGCCUUCCUCCUCAUCGGCUGGGGGCACACGCUGCCUGUGCUAGGCUUGGGGCUGCUGCUCUACUCCUUCGCCGCCGCUGUCGUGGUGCCCUGCCUGUCCUCCGUGGUCGCCGGCUAUGGCUCACCCAGGCAGAAGGGCACAGUCAUGGGCACGCUGCGGAGCCUGGGCGCCCUGGCCAGGGCGUUGGGGCCCAUGGUGGCUGCCUCAGUGUACUGGCUGGCUGGGGCCCGGGUCUGCUUCACCGUGUGCGCGGGGCUCUUCCUGCUCCCCUUCUUCCUCCUGCGGGACCCGAGGCCCCCGGCACAGACACACAAGGCUGAGUAGCUGAGCCGUGACCCCACGCUGAGGCCGGAAGUGGGAGGUCUGGGCCAGGACUGCUCCGCUGCCUCGUCCCUACCGGGGCCCAGCCCAGGCGGGCCCAGGACCUGCAGCCCCAGGGCGCCCACGAGCCCCGUGGACCUGGCCUGUCUACCCAGAGGAGCAGACACUACAACUUCUCUUUUCUACUCAGUGCCACAGGGUGUCAGCCAGGCCUCUGAACGACGAAAUAAAGCAGCUAUUUUGUAUCAA